CCCUCGGAUCAGGUGGAAAGUCAGCUGAUCCCACCACAAGCAGGAAGUGACAGUUCAACAAGCUGCUCAGAGGAAAACAGCUAAUUCACUCGCGCUGUGGUUCUGUUGAAGAAGAGCAGGCGCUGGACGUGAGGGAGGAUGUUCGGUGGAGACGACGAAGAGGGAGACUUCUUGUCUCCGUCGGGAGGGGCUAAGUUGGCCUCCCUGUUUGGUCUAGACCUGGAGGCCAGUCAGGGGAACGAGUCAUUUCAAUAUACAGCUCCCAAACAGCCCAGGAAGAGCUCCACUCAAGGGCCAGCCUCCCAGAAAGUAGCUCCACCGUCUGGAGCUCCAGCAGUGUUGUUCGCCACAGCUGUCCAAGCCUUCAGAUAUAUUAACGGACAGUAUGUGAAGCAGGGAAAGCUGGGAGCAGCUGCACUGGGCAACCACACGACAAAAGAGUACAAACUGCUUCUGUACUUGAGCCAACAGAAACAAGUGACUGCUGCCAAGAUUCACAUGGGCUUUGUUUUCACGGUACAACCAAACAAUUAUUGCACUUUUUAUGAUGACCAGAGGCAGAACUGGUCCCUGAUGUUUGAAUCAGAGAAAGCUUCAUCAGACUUCUGCAAAGAGGUAUGCUUAGCAAAAGCGAACAGUGCAGCCACUUUAGAUGCUGUGGUGGUUCAGGAUCUGAGUCUUGGGGAGGGCCAGGGGGUGGAGAAUGGAGACUCUCUGGAGGUGGUGUACACAGGCUGGCUCCUGCAGAACCAUACCAUUGGACAGAUGUUUGACUCCAACCAGAACAAAGACAAGCUGCUCCGACUGAAAAUUGGAGCUGGAAAAGUCAUCAAAGACACCAGUGGCAGUAGAGUGAAGGAUGAGCCUUUAACUUCAUCUCCAGUGCAGAUCUCCACUGCUGCUCCAGAUUCAGCACAUGUACAUCCUCAUCCUCACACAGCUCCACCGUCUACCUUACUUCCUGUUAUGACCGCUGUUGCCCCGCAGCUUGGGAUGCCAGGCAGCAACCAUGCCUUCCAGCCUUACUCCUACAGUCAGACCUCUAUGGCUCCGUCGCAGCUGCAGCCUUUUGGUCAGGUCUACCCUGCACAGAGUGUCCCAUAUACAGGCUCCAGUGAUGUGACUUCCUUCUUGAUGACUGAGGCGCGACAACACAACACAGAAAUCCGGCUAUCUGUUGGAAAAGUGGCAGAUAAAGUAGAUCAACUGGCCUCAAAGAUAGAUGACCUUCAAAGGCAGGGGAGUGUCCCCAUGGGUGUGUCUAGUAUGUCGAUGGAAACCUCCAUGAUCAUGCACAACAUCCAAAGAAUUGUGCAGGAGAAUGAAUGUUUAAAAAAGGAAGUCUUUGACAAAAGCUCUCGCAUUGAAGAGCAAAAUCGAAAGAUUGGGGAGCUCAUUAACCAGAACCAGAGAUUCAUGGAGCAGAGUAACCUUCUGCUGGAGCAGAGAAACGACUCCCUUAAGUCGUCCAGUGAAAACAACCAGGCCAGACUACUUCAGGCUGAGCAAGACAAGGUUCGUCUGACGGAAGAUCUGGCUUCGGCCACGGCCCGGCUGUCUCAGCUGCAGCUGGAAGCUUCAUCUCACCAGCAGAAGGCUGUGGAGCUGCAGAGUAAACUGAGCUCAGUGCUGCUGGACAGUGAGAGCCAGUGUCAGCGCAUCACUGCCCUUGAAACACAACUGGAAGAGCUGAAGGAGACAGCAGAGAGUGCACAGGCCCAGUACCGCUCAGAGAGGCAAAGACGCAAAGAGACAGAGCUGAGGGUCAACAACAUGGAGGAGGAGCUGCAGGACCUCAGGACAGAUAAAGAAGGUCUAGAACGAACACUUUUGGAAAGGAAGAAGAAGUGGCAGGCCGAGCGUCAGCGCCAGGACGAGGAGAUGGAGGAGCUCCGCAAGAGCAGCCAGCAGGAGCUAGACAACCUCCGAGCUCAACUUCGCAAGGCCAGGAUCAGCACUGACAAUGCUGCAUCUGAGCAGUUGUCUCAGCUGCAGGCAGAGCUUGAGGAGGACUGGAAGGGGAAGUAUGAGCAGAUGCUGGCAUCUGUUAAAGAGCAGCACAGGAGAGAUCUGGCUGAACUUACAGAGCAGAGAGAUGCUCUGCAGGACAAGUUAACCCAGCUACAGGAAAAGUUUACACUUCUGAAGCAGUCAAGGGAUUCGGAAGAGCAGAUUUUGCUCCAGCACCACGGGCAGUCUGAAGAGCUGCAGGCCCUUCAGGAAAAAUACACAGCCUUGGAGCAGCAAGCAGGAGCUGUAAGGGCGAAGCUUGAAAAUAAAAUGGCUGAACUGGAGAAGAGACUGGCAGAGCAGGAGAGUUCAGGAGACACUGCAACAGAGGUGAAGCGUGUGAUGAACGGAGUGUUUCAUUCUCUGCGAGGGGAGUUUGACCUCAGUGAAUCUUACUCUGGCCAGGCUGUGCUGGGGGUGAUUGUCACCACCAUCAAGAAUGUAACUCUACAGCUGCUCAGUGGCACACAAGGAUCUUCUGUCCUUCCUAAGAAGGAAGAGGACACAGAGGAACAGGAGGAAGAAGCAAGUGAUGAUGUGAAACAAAGAGAGGAGAAACCUCAUCAGAAUGUACAUGUGAAUGGAGAGAGACAAGUCAAAGAGGACGAAAAGGAAGAAGAAGAAGAACAUGAGGCUGAGUUGGAUUCUCAUCAUGUCAGUGAGACUCAGGUGAAUCAGGACAUAUCAGCGCAGGAGGAGACAGAGACAUUAACUGAGUCAAAGACACAAAGCCAGUCUGAGACAUUACAGGCCACUGAUCUCCAUCCAGUUUCAUCCAGUGAAGGGUUACGCCAGGAUCCAGCAGCAGCAGCAGAGAGUGAAGAACAGCAGGAGCAGGGAGAACACCCUGUGCCUGAAAGCCCAACAGAGUCCAGAGACUCCAACAAGUCUGCACCAGCAGAUGAUGGAUCUGAUCAGAGUGCAGCUCCAGACGAUGGACAGGAAAGAGCUGCAGAGAGCAGUGAGGUGGGCAAGGAGAACAUGGACAAAAGAGAACACGUAGGAGAAAUCAAUGCUGAUCCUGAGAAAGCUUUUGGACCCCCAGCCAACCCACCUCCACCACCAGACACAGUUCAGAACAGCUCACGCCUCACUGAGGGAAUUAGUGAGGAAAAUGGAACGGAGCCAUUUUUCCAGAUCACUGCUCCUGUCAAACCCCCCGCAGCAGCCAGCGAGGAGGAAGAGGAGGAUGAGAUGAGUUUGAAGGGCCGUCCACCACCCACCCCUCUGUUUGGUGAAGAGGAGGAUGAAGACGACGAUCUGGACUGGCUCAACUGAGAUGGAACCCGAAUAAUUACAUUUUGCAUCUUCAUUUCUGACUCUACGAACCAGGCGCAGGGUGGUUGACCUGCUGUUUGUGCCUGGAGGAGCAGUGAGGACGUGGGGUGGGCGUCUGCACCUGCUGUCAUUUCUGUCACAGCAUCCUGGCGAACACAACCACGGUCUGACGCUGCAGCUAAGGUUGGAAUAAGAAGUCUUUAAAACACGAUUAAUUACGUCGUAUCUGUUGGUGAUGCAAUUUAAUACCACACCUUUAGAUGGCACUGUAGCAGAUGAGUUUGUUGAAUCAGCAGUAAUCCUCUUAUCAGACUGUAUCAUGGUUUUAAUCAUUAGCUUGCUGCUUUAAGAGUAGAACUUUUACACGGUUUUGCUAACCUGAAAUUGAUUUCCAGAAAAUAAAUAGCAUUUAUCUUUU
Messenger RNA from Paralichthys olivaceus (Japanese flounder), 3706 nucleotides. Lineage: Eukaryota; Metazoa; Chordata; Actinopteri; Pleuronectiformes; Paralichthyidae. The record is from RefSeq and is a predicted model, not a curated record.